AUGCUGAGAUGCUGCACAGUGCCUUGUGGUGUUCAGGACAGUGCAUCGCCCAGACAGAAGAGCUUCUUGCUGAUCUCUCUGUGGUAGCCAGAGAUAGUGAUCUGGAUGGAGAGAGCAACGAAUCGUUUGGAGCCGUGGAAGAUUGCAGUCAUCGUUGUGUCAGUGAUAGUAGGCUUAGCCAUCAUCAUUGGCUUGAUUACAGUUUCAUUGUGCCAUUAUCAGGACCGAUAUUUCAAUGCAUCUUUCCUAAUCACCAAUGUCAAUUAUGACCCUCAGUAUGAAAGGCAAACCACAGAAGAGUACAGGCGCUUGAGUGAAGAGAUUGAAACCAUGAUAUCUGCAGUAUUCAGAAGGUCCUUUCUAAGUAAAAGGUACAUCAGGUCCCACGUUUUCAGUCUGAGCCCAGAUCCUGGUGGAGUGCUUGCAUCUGUUCUUUUGGUAUUUAGAUUUCCCUCAGCUGACAGUAGGGCAACAAGCUUGGGUCACAUCAACCGUGUGUUGCGCAGAAGGCUACAAACAACCUCUUCGUUCCUGAAUGUUGACCUCUCUACCCUUAGAGUCACAGGGUUGAAGAAGGAAAAUGGGGAGAACCUUUUAAACAACUGCUGUGGGACACGAAGACAGGCGUUCUCCUUUGCAGGAGUAGAGAGAAUAGUGGGUGGGCAGCGUGCGCGGGAUGGGGAAUGGCCGUGGCAGGCCAGUAUUCAGCUCGAUGGGAUCCACCGCUGCGGUGCCUCGGUGAUCAGUAAUACCUGGCUAGUGACUGCAGCCCACUGCUUCAGAGGACGAAGAGAUCCUCGGAGAUGGACUGCCAGCUUUGGAAUUCUACUGAGACCUCCAAAACAGAGAAGAUUUGUCCGAAGAAUUAUCGUCCAUGAAGAAUACAGUGAUUUUGUCCUUGAUCAUGAAAAUGAUGUGGCUGUUGUGCAACUUGCCUCUCCUAUCGAGUUCACAAGUGAUGUGCACAGUGUCUGUCUUCCUGAAGCAUCUCACCAUUUCCCAGACAACAGUUCCUGUUUUGUCACAGGCUGGGGAGCUAUGGAGAAUGAUGGCUAUGGUGUCAAUAACCUUCGACAAGCGGAAGUGAAAAUUAUAGGCACUUCGAUUUGUAAUAGAAGAGAAGUGUAUGGUGGAGCCAUAUCACCUGGAAUGUUGUGUGCUGGAUACUUGGAGGGGCAGGUGGAUGCCUGCCAGGGUGACUCUGGUGGGCCACUGGUGCAUGUGAACUCGAGAGGAAUCUGGUAUCUUGUGGGAAUAGUGAGCUGGGGAGAUGAAUGUGGCAAGGAAAAUAAACCAGGAGUGUACACACGAGUGACUUACUAUCGAAACUGGAUCUACGCCAAAACGGGCAUUUGA
Messenger RNA from Chaetura pelagica (chimney swift), 1356 nucleotides. Its product is annotated as transmembrane protease serine 11E-like. The transcript has 11 exons. Gene Ontology annotation, biological process: proteolysis. Gene Ontology annotation, molecular function: serine-type endopeptidase activity. Gene Ontology annotation, cellular component: plasma membrane; extracellular region. The record is from RefSeq and is a predicted model, not a curated record. Lineage: Eukaryota; Metazoa; Chordata; Aves; Apodiformes; Apodidae.